Glycine soja is the source of this 2227-nucleotide messenger RNA. Its product is annotated as H/ACA ribonucleoprotein complex subunit 4-like. Gene Ontology annotation, biological process: snRNA pseudouridine synthesis; rRNA pseudouridine synthesis; mRNA pseudouridine synthesis. The transcript has a single exon. Gene Ontology annotation, cellular component: box H/ACA snoRNP complex. Lineage: Eukaryota; Viridiplantae; Streptophyta; Magnoliopsida; Fabales; Fabaceae. The coding region runs from base 62 to 1768 and encodes 568 amino acids. Gene Ontology annotation, molecular function: RNA binding; pseudouridine synthase activity. The record is from RefSeq and is a predicted model, not a curated record.
GGUUUGAUAGGCUCCAAUUGCCUCAGCCCUAAAACCCAAGGCUGCUGAGUGUUGCAGAGGCAUGUCUGAGUCGGACACGAAGAAGAAGAAGCAGCAGCAGCGCAGCGGCGGAAAGCAUGAAGGAGAAGAAGGGUUGAUGAUCAAGCCCCAGAGCUUCACUCCCCCCAUCGACACCUCCCAAUGGCCCAUUCUCCUCAAAAACUACGAGCGCCUCAACGUCCGCACCGGCCACUACACCCCCAUUCCCUCCGGCUACUCCCCCCUGAAGCGCCCCCUCUCCGAGUACCUCAAAUACGGCGUUCUCAACCUCGACAAGCCCGCCAACCCUUCCUCCCACGAGGUCGUGGCCUGGAUCAAGCGCCUCCUCCGCGUCGAAAAAACCGGCCACUCCGGUACCCUCGACCCCAAGGUCACCGGUAACCUCAUCGUCUGCAUCGACCGCGCCACCCGCCUCGUCAAGUCCCAGCAGGGCGCCGGUAAAGAAUACGUCUGCAUCGCCCGCCUCCACUCCGCCGUCCCCGACAUCUCCAAGGUCUCCCGCGCCCUCGAAACCCUUACCGGCGCCGUCUUCCAGCGUCCCCCCUUGAUCUCCGCCGUCAAGCGCCAGCUCCGGAUUCGGACCAUCUACGAAAGUAAGCUCCUUGAGUAUGACCCUGAUAGGCACUUGGUUGUUUUCUGGAUUUCCUGUGAGGCUGGUACCUAUGUUAGGACCAUGUGUGUUCACUUAGGGUUGCUUCUUGGUGUGGGUAGCCACAUGCAGGAGCUUAGGAGGGUUAGGUCCGGGAUCAUGGGGGAGAAGGAUAACAUGGUCAGCAUGCAUGAUGUCAUGGAUGCUCAGUGGGUUUAUGAUAAUUAUAGGGAUGAGACUUAUUUGAGGAGGGUUGUUAUGCCCUUGGAGAUUCUCUUGACUAGCUAUAAGAGGCUUGUUGUUAAGGACUCUGCUGUCAAUGCUAUUUGUUAUGGUGCUAAGUUCAUGAUUCCUGGGUUGCUUAGGUUUGAGAAUGAUAUUGAUGUUGGGGAGGAGGUUGUACUUAUGACUACUAAGGGUGAGGCUAUUGCUCUUGGGAUUGCUGAGAUGACUACUGCUGUUAUGGCCACUUGUGAUCAUGGGGUUGUGGCCAAGAUCAAGAGGGUGGUCAUGGAUAGGGAUACUUAUCCAAGGAAGUGGGGUUUGGGACCCAGGGCUUCCAUGAAGAAGAGGCUUAUUAGUGAAGGGAAGCUCGAUAAGCAUGGGAAGCCCAAUGAGAAGACUCCACAGGAGUGGCUUAGGAAUCUGGUUUUGCCAACUGGUGGGGAUAGCAUGAUUGCUGGCUUGGCUGCUGCACCGGAACCUGAGGACGACAAACUUCAGAAGAAGGAGGAGGGAGAUGGGGAAGGGAAGAAGAGAAAGAAGCAUGAAAGCACAGAUAGCCUGGUUGCUGUUCCUGCUAAGAAGGCGAAAGUGGUAGAUGAAGUGGAAGAGCUUGAAAAGCUAGAAAAGGUGAAGGUGAAGAAGGUAGAUGAAGAGACUGUGGAGGUUGAAGUUGAGAAGAAAGAGAAGAAGAAGAAGAAGAAGAAGGAUAAGGAGAACAGCGAGGUGGCCUCUUCGGAUGAGGAGAAAACUGAGAAGAAGAAGAAGAAUAAGGUUGAAGAUGGUUCGCCGGAGUUAGACAAGUCUGAGAAGAAAAAGAAAAAGAAGAAAGACAAAGCUGCUGCCGCUGCUGCUGAAAUUAGCAAUGGAAAGGUGGAUGACAGUAAAGCUGAUAAGAGUGAAAAGAAGAAGAAUUAAGAAAAAGAAAAACAAAGAUGCUGAGGAAGAAUAGAGGAAGGCAUAUGUUUGUGUUUGUUGGUUAAGUGGACUCGUUAUGUAUUAUGCCUAUUUCUUGAUCAUUUAAUGUUUCGCUUUGUUUACUUUGUUGUUGUUAUUUUUUUUUAACAUUUUGGUAGUUUUUCUGAUGCUUUUUUGUCUUUAGUUUCCCCCCAACAACUAUGCUUCUGAAAACGUGUAGCAUCUUUUUGGCGUUUAAUAGAUCUCCUACAAAUGACAUGUCUCUAGCACCUGUAAUGGCAUUGCUUCAUGACAUGUCUCCGGCCCCUUGUAUUUUUAUUGCUUCAUUGUGUUUGUCUCUGCUCAGAUGCGUAACUUUUCCGCUUACAUAUGCUGAGACGAAUUUGUUUAGGAUUGCCCUGUUUCUCAGCUGGAACAUGGCAACAGUAUGGAUGAGCAUUUUAGGUUCUUUUUGUAAAA